AUGCAGUCGCUGAAAGACCAUGAAUACGAUUACAACGAGAUUGACAAUAUUCUCAACCAAUACCUAAAUAGAUACGGCAUCUCCUACACUGGAUCCGUAGCGGCAGAUGAACAGUCUCAGACCCGUAAGGAUGUAUUAACAGCAACUCCAGUGAGUUCGGCCCUUCGACCGAGUCAACUAGGGCCAGCUCGUGAGAAUGAUGCUACUACAUUGCAUGACACACCACGGACUGUGGGGUAUGAAGCUAAACAAGAAGGCUCCUUGAUGAUGACGCAGAACGAUGGUGACGACCCAGUGCAACUUGAUUUGGUAGACUUGGAGGACCAGUCACAUGUCAACGAAUCUAGGACGGUUCCCAACGUGGAACGCAACGAACGAAAGAUAGUCGCACACGAGCCAUCCAUCUCCACACUUACCAGAGAUAUUAAUGCAUUGGAACAACGGGUUCUUGGUAACCAGAGGCCCAACGUUCAUUUGGCUAACCUAGAAGAUGACAAGAGCAGGGCAGAGACAGCCAUCCAGCUCGAUGACCUGGACGAUGUACUAACUUUGAGUGAAAACAUGAGCGAAUCUCUUAGUCAGCACACACGUGCCCUUGCACGACUUCAGUCUAAUCUUAGAAACUACAGUAGACAUACGAAUUCCGCAAACAUUUUAUCUAAUACUCGGAAAUAUUCAGGAUACAAACAUGCACUUGCCCAGCAGUACUACACUAAGGGGAAGCGUCCACCAUCAUGUCAGCGGACAAAUAGAAGUGGGCCAUCGACCUCACACAGAAUGUCCUCCUCACUUCCUGACAUGUCUCUGCAAACACCAAAGACUCUGACGAAGAGUACUAACAGCAAUCCCAUUUACACAUCAAGAUCCGAGAGUCAGCGGAGGUCACAGUCCCAAACACAAUACUCGCGCAGCGUGCUGGACGACAGCCUGCUGGACUACCCGUUCGACACCAGCAACAAGCUUGUCGGGGCGAGCAGGGCUCUCGACGCCGACGCCGCCUCGACGGUCGUCGUCAACGGGAAGCUGACGUCCAUCGAGGCCAGAACCCUGUUGGGGCGGGUGCACACCAUGGAGCUUCUGCUCGACCAGUCGGCCCAGACGAUCGGGGAGCUGCGCCGCGAAAACGCCAGGCUGCAGCGGGUCAUCCUGUCCAAGGACGCAUCGACGCAGAAGAUCUUGACCCUCGAAGCAGAGGUCCUCGCCCUACGCAAGAGCCUCAAGCAGUCCGAGGAAUCCCGACGGCGACAGGCCACCCUCAUCGAAAGACUCAAGGCAGAUUCUGGCGUAUGA
Messenger RNA from Giardia duodenalis, 1290 nucleotides. RefSeq names its product putative membrane spanning protein. NCBI's taxonomy places the organism in Eukaryota, Fornicata, Diplomonadida, Hexamitidae. The transcript has a single exon. The record is from RefSeq and is a predicted model, not a curated record. Bases 1 to 1290 code for a protein of 429 amino acids.